Messenger RNA from Rasamsonia emersonii CBS 393.64, 2310 nucleotides. Its product is annotated as Glutamate carboxypeptidase II. Gene Ontology annotation, molecular function: carboxypeptidase activity. The record is from RefSeq and is a predicted model, not a curated record. Lineage: Eukaryota; Fungi; Ascomycota; Eurotiomycetes; Eurotiales; Trichocomaceae. Bases 1 to 2310 code for a protein of 769 amino acids. The transcript is spliced from 3 exons.
AUGCCUGUCUCCGAAACCACUCCGCUGCUGGCCGUCGUCCAGGUGGCGCCCCGGCGGCAUCGCUAUCCUCAUCAUGCUCUGCGCCGUGCCUGCACCUUCGCCCUGGGAGCUGUUCUCCUGGUAGCCGUCGUGCUCUUCCUGUCGCCGGUCGCUAUCCUGCCCCGCGAACACGGCUCCCUGUGGUCGUAUCUGCCCUGGGCCCAUCCGUUCCCCCACAAAUCCUGGCCCCAUGGGGACGGCCUGUCGUACCACGAGCUGCAGUCCGUCUUGUACAACACCCCGACUCCGGAGAAGCUCCGCGAGUGGAGCGUGUACUACACCGCGGGGCCCCAUCUCGCUGGGGGGAACUUCAGCCAGGCUGUCUGGACCCAGGAGAAAUGGAAGGAGUUUGGCGUGGAGGACACCCGCAUCGUCGCCUACGACGUCUAUCUCAACUAUCCGGUCGACCAUCGCCUGGCUCUGCUGAAGAAGAGCGGCGACGACGACUUUGACGUUACCUUCGAGGCGACCCUGGAGGAAGACGUUCUGGAGGAGGAUCGCACGAGCGGCCUGCCCAAUCGCGUGCCCACCUUCCACGGCUAUUCGGCCAGCGGCAACGUGACGGCGCAGUAUGUCUACGCCAACUUCGGCAGCUACGAGGAUUUCGAGGACCUGAGAAAGGCGAAUGUCAGCGUCGAGGGCAAAAUCGUCAUCGUCAAGUACGGCGGCCUCUUCCGUGGCCUCAAGGUCAAGCGUGCGCAGGAGCUGGGUGCGGUCGGAGUCAUCAUCUACUCUGAUCCCCAGGAGGAUGGCGAGAUUACGGAAUUGAACGGAUACAAAGCGUACCCGGAGGGUCCUGCGCGGAACCCGAGUGCUGUCCAGAGAGGAAGCGUUCAGUUUUUGAGCAUAAGUCCCGGUGACCCAACAACGCCAGGCUAUGCAUCCAAACCCAAUGUUGAACGGCAGGAUCCGCACGAACGGAUUCCAUCGAUCCCUUCCAUUCCCAUCUCGUACAAGGAGGCGUUGCCCCUGCUGAAGGCCCUCAACGGACACGGCCCGAAAGCGUCAGACUUCAACAAAUAUUGGCAAGGCGGUGGGCUUGCGCAAAAGGGCGUUGAAUACAACGUUGGGCCUUCUCCCGAGGAUGUCGUGAUCAACCUGUACAACCAGCAGAACUACGUGACGACCCCUCUGUGGAACGUGAUCGGUGUGAUCAAGGGGUCCAUUCCCGAUGAAGUCGUCAUCCUGGGCAACCAUCGCGACGCUUGGAUCGCAGGGGGAGCAGGCGACCCCAACAGCGGCUCGGCAGCCCUCAACGAGGUGGUGCGCAGCUUUGGCGAGGCCCUCAAGGCGGGCUGGAAGCCUCUCCGCACGAUCGUCUUUGCCAGCUGGGACGGCGAAGAGUAUGGCCUGGUCGGAUCGACCGAGUGGGUGGAAGAUAAUCUGCCCUGGCUCUCCAAGACCAACGUUGUCUACCUGAAUGUCGAUGGGGCCGCGACUGGGACGAGGUUCAGCGCCAGCGCCAGCCCCCUCUUGAACAAGGCCCUUUUCGAAGCGACUGGACUCGUCCAGUCCCCGAACCAGACGGUCGAGGGUCAGACAGUGCGCGAUGUCUGGGGCGGCCACAUCUCGACCUUGGGCAGCGGAAGCGACUACACGGCGUUCCAGGACUUUGCGGGCAUCUCCAGUGUCUCUUUCGGAUUCAGCAGCGGACCGGGAGACGCCGUGUACCAUUACCACUCCAACUACGACAGUUUCGACUGGAUGGACCGCUUCGGCGACCCGGGCUGGGUGUACCACCUGGCGACCACGCGGAUCUUCUCGUUGUUGGCAGCGCAUCUCGUCGAGACGCCGGUCCUGGCCCUGAACGCGACCGACUACGCCACCGGUCUGCAGUCGUACCUGGACCGGCUCAAGCCCCGGGCGGCCGCCAACGUCCCUGGCUUCAGCUUCUCCGGGCUGGAAGACGCCAUCAGUACGUUCCGCACCGCCGCGGUCAGCUUCGACGCCUACGCCGCGGACCUGACGCGCCGUCUCGGCGAACACGUACCCUGGUACCACUGGUGGAAGAAAGUGCGGCUCUUCUUCGAGAUCCGCGCCGUCAACGACAAGUACAAGCUCCUGGAGCGCAAGUUCCUGUACGAGGGCGGCCUGGACGGACGGUCCUGGUUCAAGCACGUCGUCUUCGCGCCGGGUCUGUGGACUGGCUACGCGGGCGCUACGUAUCCCGGUCUGGUGGAAAGUUUUGAUGCGGGUGAUGUGGAGAAUGCGGAGAGAUGGGGCGCUAUCAUCGAAGAGCGGAUCAGGAGCGCUGCUGCGGCGCUGAAUUGA